Molecule: messenger RNA, 1909 nt
Organism: Rotaria sp. Silwood1
Lineage: Eukaryota; Metazoa; Rotifera; Eurotatoria; Philodinida; Philodinidae
Source: the annotation of a GenBank genome assembly
AUGAUACAAUAUGCUGUUGCCGACUGCACCGCCGUCACCAAACUUUAUUUUAUGAUAUAUCCAUCGAACUCAAGCAUUCGAACAAGUUAUGAAACACCAACAACAGCAUCAACAAACAUUACAUUAAAUAUUGAUAAUUUAUCUGACAUUAGUAAUGAUGAAGAACCUCAAAUAUUAAUGCCAAGAUUUGACAAAGAACCUCAAAUAUUAAUGCCCAGAUUUGAUCAACCACCUCAAAUAUUAAUGCCAAAAUUUGAUGAAGAACCUCGAAUAUUAAUGCCAUACUUUGAUAAACCACCUCAAAUAUUAAUAUCAAAAUUCGACGAACAAAAUUACUUAACAAUUGAAACAACCGAAGAAGAAAUGAACGAAUUUAAUGCACAAGAACAACAACAAGCACAAGAACAAACAACAACAACAAGAUUAUCCAAAUCGGAAAAACAAAGAAAGAAAAACCUGAAGGCUCAAUUAUGUGAUGAUAAUAUAUAUACAAGCCAUCAAAUUAGAAUAAAUCGUAAAUAUAAUGAAGUUAUUAUUGGCUUCAAAUCUCGACAACAAUUAGAACGUGCAAGAAAUAUUAUGAAAAUUAAUUAUUUCUCAAAAAAUCAAUAUAUUGAACGAUGGGGGUAAGAAAAAAAAAAUAAUAUAAAAAUAAAAAAAAAAAAAAAUAACAACAAAAAUAAUAAUAAAAAAUUUAAAUAAAUAAAUAAACAAAAUAAACAAAGCGUAAAAACAAAUAAAUAUUAGCGACGUUUAUAAGAACUUACAACCACCAACCAAAACAACACAAUCAUUUUUCAAUCAACAGAUUCAUUACAAUGAUAAUCAAACAUUACUUAAAUAUUGUCGAUGAAUGAAUCUGGUCGUAUUGAAUAAUCAACUAUUAUUAUAUGAUUACAAACAACUUAUGAUGCUAAAGACUGAUACAAUAUAUAUAUAUAUAUAUAUCAAUAUGAAGAUUUAGCAUGUCCAAUGUAUGCACCAAUCAUCAUCAAUUACUUAUUAAUGUCAAUGUUAAAAUAAGUUAUAUUUAUGUUUCGGAAAUGACUCUAAACUGAACGUAUUCAACAUGAUGAUGUUAUACUAUCAACAUAAACGUGAUAUAUAUAAGUGAUUACCUAUAGAAAUAAUUCAAAAAAAAAAAAAAAAAAAAAAAAAAUUAAAAUUAAAUAAAAAAAAUUUUUUUCUCAUUUUGUACACAAUACCAAAUAAACAACAUCAACAAAUCAUACAAUAAGUGGGAAUAAAUAAGAAAUUGUACUUUAGUAACCAGGACAAGCAACAAUCAAUUAAAUAAUGAUGAUAUCACUUAUUCAAAUAAUUCUUGGUGCUUUAUUGGACUUGUCGACUCGAAUAAUGACUAAUCUAUUCAUUCAAACUAUAAUGAAUUUAUUCAUACAACAUAAAUUAAAUCAUUAUUAUUUAUUCGAAAGAUUCUUGAUCCAUCUAGUGCACCAACUAUGAAUUUACUUAUUUGAAUAAUCAUUAAUAUGUUUACCUAAAUUACUCCGAAGUUAUUAAUUCGAAUGAUUAUUAAUAUAUUUUCUUUGAAUAACUAUGAAUAAUAAAUUUAGCCAUUGAACGAUCAUUAAUGUAUUCAUUUGAACAUAUUAAAAUUAUUUUGUCUAUCGAACAAUUAUUAAAUUUUAUUUAUUUAAGUACUAUGACUUUAUCGUGUCCAAUAUGUCUUGCUCUAUUGAUUGAGACAAUUAUAAAUUUGUCUAUGAAACCCAACAAUAUUAUAUUCAAAUAAAUCAUAUUCAAUUAGAAAUUCGUACUGAAAAAAUCUUUCAAUUAUUAAUUUAUCGAACAACACAUUUAAAUAUUGAUAUCUAAUAUCGUACAUUAGACAAUCAAACGACCCAUAUUGAAUAAUUAGGGAUUGAUUCACCAACAAAUAUACAAUGUU